GGAGAGUAAUCCCUCGCAACUCGACUUCUGGCUCGGAUGCGAAGUCUCUGCGCGCGGGGCUGGAGGCCAACGUGGCUGCGGGGUUAGGGUGAGAACCUAACCCAGCAAUUUAUAUCGGCUGCCCCGACGCUGUCGUUACCUCCAGCUGAAAUAACCAAACGCGCGGGAAAGCUAGAAAGCACAUGUAGGAAUCGACCUAGGGGUGCAAAUCGGGAAUGGAGAAAAAUCCUAUUCCUGAUGCAUGCUGUGUUCUUUCGAGCUGACUUCUUAAGGAAGAAGGUGCGCUCCGACGAUCCAUGCUGACAUCUCCCACUGAACUCACUGAAGAUUAGGUAAAGGGACCCCUGACCAUUAGGUCCAGUCAUGACUGACUCUGGAGUUGUGGCGCUCAUCUCGUUUACUGGCCGAGGGAGCCGGCGUACAGCUUCCGGGUCAUGUGGCCAGCAUGGCUAAGCCGCUUCUGGCAAACCAGAGCAGUGCACGGAAACGCCGUUUACCUUCCCCCCGGAGCGGUACCUAUUUAUCUACUUGCACUUUGAUGUGCUUUCGAACUGCUAGGUUGGCAGGAGCAGGGACCGAGCAACAGGAGCUCACCCCGUCGCGGGGAUUCGAACCUCCAACUGAUCGGCAAGUCCUAGGUUCUGUGGUUUAACCCAGAGCACCACCCAUGUCCCACCACUGAAGAUUACUUCUGCGUAAACUCGCCCAGCCCAGUGUUGCAACCCUAUGCACAUUUCAUGGGGGAGGGCGGGUAUUGGAGCAUUUAGCGAGGCUUGUUGUUUGUUCAGUUGUUUAGUCGUGUCCGACUCUUUGUGACCCCAUGGACCAGAGCACGCCAGGCACUCCUGUCUUCCACUGCCUCCCGCAGUUCGGUCAAACUCAUGCUGGUAGCUUCGAGAACACUGUCCAACCAUCUCGUCCUCUGUCGUCCCCUUCUCCUUGUGCCCUCCAUCUUUCCCAACAUCAGGGUCUUUUCCAGGAGUCUUGUCUUGUCAUCUCAUGAGGUGGCCAAAGUACUGGAGCCUCAGCUUCACGAUCUGUCCUUCCAGUGAGCACUCAGGGCUGAUUUCCUUCAGAAUGGAGAGGUUUGAUCUUCUUGCAGUCCAUGGGACUCUCAAGAGCCUCCUCCAGCACCAUAAUUCAAAAGCAUCAAUUCUUCGGCGAUCAGCCUUCUUUAUGGUCCAGCUCUCACUUCCAUACAUCACUACUGGGAAAACCAUAGCUUUAACUAUACGGACCUUUGUCGGCAAGGUGAUGUCUCUGCUUUUUAAGGAUUACUUCUGCGUAAACUUGCUCAGCGUUGCAACCCUAUGCGCAUUUCAUGGGGGAGGGCGGGUAUUGGAGCAUUUAGCGAGGCUUACUUCUGAGUAAGGGGCGCGGGUGGCGCUGUGGGUUAAAACACAGAGCCUAGGACUUGCCGAUCAGAAGGUUGACGGUUCGAAUCCCCACGAUGGGGUGAGCUCCCGUUGCUCGAUCCCUGCUCCUGCCAACCUAGCAGUUCAAAAGCACAUCAAACUGCAAGCAGAUAAAUAGGUACCACUCCGGUGGGAAGGUAAACGGCGUUUCCAUGCGCUGCUCUGGUUCGCCAGAAGCGGCUUAGUCAUGCUGGCCACAUGACCCAGAAGCUGUACGCCGGCUCCCUCGGCCAAUAAAGCGAGAUGAGCGCCGCAACCCCAGAGUUGGUCACGACUGCACCUAAUGGUCAGGAGUACCUUUACCUUUACUUCUGAGUAAAACAUGCAAAGAAUAUAAAGCUGCACGCACACUGACAAUUGCCUACUCGGACUGGCAGCAGAGGGAGAUUUUCCCUGCCCAGAUAUUUCAUUUUUUUGCUAGAAAAUGCCACAGAGAGUUCCAGAGGCAUAGCUCUCUUUGUUACCUCUGUUAACACCUUAGCCCAGGGACAGCUUGUAUGGCGUCCUCCAGAUGUUGAAAGAAAGUCAAGGGUGGGACAAGAAGGCCCAGCGGUGUAAGAGGAAGACACGUGAGUUCCUGUGCAAAUGAAAAGGGCGUCUGGUCAAGAGAAAAGUAGAUUCAAUCAGGGGGAAGGGGAGACACUCCCCACCCGGUAAUGGAAUCUGCAAAAGAGAGGUGGAAAUGCCUAAGCGGGAUAUCAAGACUCCCUUUGAAACCUAAUUGUUGAUUAAGGCAUCUUUCGAGUCUGUUACGUGAGUGACCGGGAGACUGAAAUGCCGCCCCACUAAGUGCCUCCCGGCGUGUUACCAUUUUUAAUGGCUGAUUUGUGAAGGUUUAUUCACAUAUGUAGAUAGAGCCUGUUUUGCUUAAUGUCAAUCAUAUCGGCAUAUCCUCUAAGACGCCAUAAAAAGUAACAGCAGAUCAACAGAAAUACAGCAUAACAUGAUGCUUGCAGUCUUAGCUGCAAGGGAAUAUAUACAACUUGCGCUUGUUUGUCCUUCCUCCCUCACAUUCCUUUUUCCUUUUGUGUUGUGUGGGCUGUUCGCUUUUUUAAAAAUUGUGAACUUGAGGGCAGGGACCACUUUAGCAGAAAAAGGCACGUGACAUGUUGCCAACGUGCAGUCCUAAAAUGCACUGUUGGCUUCCCCACACCGUGUCGGGUUUUGCAAAAUUAAAGAGAAAGCUCCACGUGCCUCCAGGCGCAGCUGCAAAAGAAGCAAGCCACAGAAUUAGGCUUGCUCCGAUUUUGCCAUCGUCCCACAGCAGACUAAACGCUCAUCAUUCUGCAUACCCGUUUGGCUGCAAACCCCACCCGCCGCGAUUUUGCAACAACGCGGAAAACGGCGUUAGUAGCAAAGAACUCCCUUUUCGGCUUUGACUUUCCGCUAAUCGGCGGAACUCCUCCUGCAGGACCAAGGAACGGGGGCGUGUCCGCGGGUGAGCAUUCCAAGAGCCGCUGAUUGGCUGCAAGUUGCCCCGCCCCGCAGUUUGUCCAUUCAAAACGCGUCCAGCUUGUUAGAAGGGCGGCAGCUUGUGAGUUUCGAAGCUGCCCGAGUUCUUGGCGGGGAAUUUGAUUUCGCUGCUCUCGGCUCUUCCCUUUCAAUGCUGGUGCCGUCUCUCGUGGCUUAGAGCCAAGCUGAGUCAACUUGCUCACCUCCGCCAGGUGAGGACUUUGCAAUUGGCUUUUUUUUUUCUUUGGAGGGGUGGCUUUUGGGCGAAGGGUGUGGUGGAAAUGUAGAAAGCAAACCUCCCACUAUCCGAAGGGCUCCAGAUUAAGUGUCGGAGAUGGUUUGCAGCCCAGCUUUAUUCCCGCCCAUGCGGGUGUAGAGAUAUUUUAUUUCUCAAAAUAAGAUGGUUACAUGAUGGUAGCUCUUACUACCCCUUUCCUCAGUGGUGGAGCUUUUGCUUUUUUGUACAGAAGCUCCCAAAUUUAACCUUUGGCAUUUCUAGGUUGACAAUACAGUGGUACCUCUGGUUAAGUACUUAAUUUGUUCCGGAGGUCUGUUCUUAAGCUGAAACUGUUCUUAACCUGAAGCACCACUUUAGCUAAUAGGGCCUCCUGCUUCCGCCGUGCCGCCGGAGCAGAGUUUCUAUUCUCAUCCUGAAGCAAAGUUCUUAACCUGAAGCACUAUUUCUGGGUUAGCGUAGUCUGUAACCUGAAGCGUAUGUAACCUGAGGUACCACUGUAUUGUGUUAGGAGGACCAAUGGCCUGACUAUGUACAGCUUCCUCCUGCACAGUGAAUAAUAGCACUUCAGAUAAUGUAUCAAGGCAGUCAUCAGAGGGUUUGUGUUCUAUCAACCUUGUAAAUAAGCCCAUAAACAUUACUAGUUUGGGCUGCUGGCAACUGGAGAUAUGUGAGGCGUAAACUGCUGUUCCCAAGUUUUUGGGAAGUCUUUUUUUUUUUUUUUUUGAGGGGGGAGGCAUGAUUUACACCAAGUGGCAGGGGUGAAACUAGACCAGUGUGGUGUAGUGGUUAAGAGCGGUGGACUGGUAAUCUGGUGAACCAGGUUCACGUCUCCGCUCCUCCACAUGCAGCUGCUGGGUGACCUUGGGCCAGUCACACUUCUCUGAAGUCUCUCAGCCUCACUCACCUCACAGAGUGUUUGUUGUGGGGGAGGGAGGGAAAGGAGAUUUUUAGCCGCUUUGAGACUCCUUCGGGUAGUGAUAAAGCGGGAUAUCAAAUCCAAACGCUUCUAGACUUUAUUUCACACGCGUCAAAGACUCGGUUUAGCGCACGCACACACACUAUGUGCAAUUGCAUAUACACACACAGGCUGUGAGCCUCAGUGGCACCCCUCUGGAAAUUUCACCUGAGCCAAAACAAAACCCGGCUAGCCACCCCACCUCCCUGCUACAGCUCUGCCAAGUGUUAAAAAUGUGUUUUAAAUGUGUGGAGGUGACCCAUGUUAGCUGCAGAGGAAGAGAAGCACAGUUCUCUGUAGGAAGUAUGUAGGGUUGCCAUAUUUCAAAAUAAAAAUCAGGACACCCUGAAAGUUGAGUGUUGUUUUUUUUAAGGAAACCUCCCAAAUUGUUCAGCUUUUUUUUAACAUUAAAACGCGAUUUCUUGGUUUGCUUGCCAAAGAUCCAGGACAAACUGCCACCUUCCAGAAAUCCCCCCUGGACAUCACUUCCAGGCAGACGUAUUGCGGCCCCCUAACAGUAUGAAACUGAUAGCUACUAGCCUCUUUAAAAGGCUGCUGUUCGUGUUGGUCUAUUAUUGCACCUACCUGCAAGUGCCGUUCAUGCCAAUUAUAGAACCCUAGAUUUGUAGAGUUGGAAGGGACCCCUCAUCGGUAUAUAGAUAUCUAUCGCUUAGUUGACAGAGAACCUCAAAGCAGUUUAUUGCAACAUGCCCUUUAUUAACUCACUCAUAAGGUGUUUCGUUUUGAUGUACCCUGUUUCAGAUUGAAGUGGCGCUGCAUGUCUGCCAAAGGUUCAGCCCAUGGGUGACGGGAACUCCAUGAAGCGGUGCCGGUGCGUAGCUACCUGCCCCAUCUGCCUCUGCUAUUUCACCAGCCCAGUGCUGCUAAACUGUGGGCACAGCUUCUGCCAAACAUGCAUCAGGAGGUGCUGGGAGCAGCCUGGCGCAAAUGCCAGGUGCCCUGAGUGCAGAAGGACUGUCGAGAGAACCUUCAGGCCCAACAGGUCUCUCUCGAACCUCGCUGAAAUACUCAAGGACUGGGAAGCUUCCGCCGAGAGAGAGGCUCGAGAACAACGGGACUCGGAAUGCCAGAGGCAUCGGCAGCCGUGGGACUUGUUCUGCGAGGACGACCAAGUCCCCUUCUGCGGGGAAUGUGCCAGUUCCCAAGAGCAUAGGGGCCACAGAGUGGUCUCCGCGGAAGAAGCCGCCCAGGUAUACAAGGUAAGAGUGGGCGGUGGAUGGGAAUGAUCCAGAGCAUCGUUCAGGAAGGGGCGGGCUUGAACCCUGAACUCUACCCGUAAAUCUAUUCAAUGUGCUGUAAGCGUAAAGGUAAAAGGCAAAGGGACCCCUGACCAUUAGGUCCAGUCGUGGCCGACUCUGGGGUUGCGGCGCUCAUCUCACUUUAUUGGCUGAGGGAGCCGGCGUACAGUUUCCAGGUCAUGUGGCCAGCAUAACUAAGCCGCUUCUGGCGAACCAGAGCAGCGCACGGAAACGCCAUUUACCUUCCUGCUGGAGCGGUACCUAUUUAUCUACUUGCACUUUGACGUGCUUUCGAACUGCUAGGUUGGCAGGAGCAGGGACUGAGCAUCGGGAGCUCACCCCGUCGUGGGGAUUCGAACCUCCAAGCUUCUUAUUGGCAAAUCCUAGGCUCUGUGGUUUAACCCAAAGCGCCAUCCGCUUCCCUGCUUGUAAGCGUACAAUGGGAUAAAGAUUCGGACUUGGAAGGCAUAGGAAUAACCUUCAGGGAGUGAGCCUCUGAUUCGGCUGCACUUCGAAUCAGGUGUGGGGAAUCUUUAGUCCUCCAGGGGUGGCUGAACUACAGCUUCCAUAAGCCCCAGCAAGCAUGGGCAAUGGGAGUUUGGUUCACCAACACUGUGACAGGCGAUGCGGUCCUCACAUCUGCUCCACCUGUCUUGUUUUGAUGGGUAUAUAAAGUAUACCAGUUGCACUGGCCAUGUUGUGCGGAUGACUGAUGAUUGUCUUCCAAAGCAACUACGCUAUUCCGAACUUAAAAAUGGAAAGCGUAAUGCUGGUGGUCAACAAAAGAGGUUUAAAGACUCUCAAGGCAAAGCUAAAAAAUAUAUAGUAUAAACACUGACAACUGGGAAACACUGGCCUGCGAGCGCUCCAGUUGGAGAACAGCCUUUACCAAAGGUGUCGUGGGCUUUGAAGACACUCAAACUCAGGAUGCAAGGGAGAAACGUGCUAAGAGGAAGGCACGCUUGGCAAACCCUCACCGUGUUCAACUCCCGCCCCAAUGUCCCCACUGUGGAAGGACAUGUGGGUCCAGAAUUGGCCUCCACAGUCACUUACGGACUCAUUGUUAAAACCGUGUUUAUGGAAGACAGUCUUACUCGGCUGCGGGUGAUCGCCAAAGAAAGAAGAAAGUAAACCUAAGAGGAAGAACACCCCCCCCAAAAAAAUCUGCUUCUUCUUUUGCAGGAACAGAUCAGCAGUUGCUUGCCGAUUUUGAGGACGGAGAGAGAAAGACUUCUGACUUUUAAAGCACAAACAGAAAUUGAAAGGCAACAGUUACUUGUAAGCAUCAGCAGGGCUGAGAAAUGAAUGAGACGUAGGAUCGGGCUUUUGGGGGGGCAACAAAUAUUAAAAGCAGAAGGGUCUGAAGCAGCUUUUCCUGAAGCAGGUUAUAUCUAGCAUAUGUAGGUCUACUUGUAUGUGGGUCAUCUAGUCUGGUUACAAUGCAGGAAUCUUUUCCCAAUGUGGGCUCGAACCCGUGACCCAGAGAUUAAGAGUCUCAUGUUCUACCAAACUGAGCUAUCCCUUGGUCAUUUAUUAUUUCACCCAUAUAAUUGCUUUGCAACCCAGCCGGAUGUGUGGGGCAUUAUUUUUAUUAUUAUUUUAUUAUUAUUAUCUUUGUGAUAUUAAUACUACUAAUAAUAAUUUUUAUUUAUACCCCGUCCUCCCCAGCCAAGGCCGGGCUCAGGGCGGCUAACAAGCAAUAAUAAAACAAGUUGAAUGAAUACAACUUAAAAACAACAUUAAAAUAUUGAAACCUCAUCGCAGGAGGAGAAAGGAAAAGAAAAAAGAAAGAAGGGGAGGGAAUCAAAUUGGCUCCAAGCCAAAGGCCAGGCGGAACAACUCUGUCUUACAGGCCCUGCGAAAAGAGAUCAGAUCCUGCAGGGCCCUGGUCUCAUGAGGCAGAGCGUUCCACCAGGCCGGAGCCAGAGUUGAAAAGGCCCUGGCUCUGGUUGAGGCUAAUCUAACUUCCUUAGGACCCGGGACCACUAGGGUGUUGCUAUUUAUGGACCUUGAGGCUCUCCGUGGGGCAUACCAGGAGAGGCGGUCCCGUAGGUAUUAUAAUAUAUAUCCUGCUUUUCCCGUAGGUAUUAUAAUAUAUAUCCUGCUUUUCCAAAACUUGGCAAGAUUCAGCUUGCCCCAUCAUUGGAAGCCCUGCACAAGGAUAUAGCUCACUUGUGUAAUGGGGCUUCCUCUUUCCUUUCAACCCCCUCCCCCACCCCGCAAAAAAAUGCCUCCCUGGUGUCAGGAGAACAGCACACACUGGGAAGAGCGAAGGGAUCAUUGCAGCUAGCAAGAUGGAAUGUUGGUAGUAAGGUAGCCUUAAUUCUACCCCUUGGGAUCUCAGAUGCUCUGGGACUACAGGUCCCAUUAUCCAUGACUGUGGGCCUUGUUGCUUGGGAAUGAUGGGAUCUGGAGUACAACACUCUUUGUGGAUCUAAGGUUGGGGAAGGCUGGCCUGGAGAUGCAAGUCAGCUCUGCUCCUCUGGAAAGGCCUGGUCUCCUGUAAGAAUGGCCCCUGUAUUCUCCAGCAAACUCCUUCCCUGCUAAAACCUGACGUGAUAUUUGGGGCAAUUCAGAAGAUACCUUCUCGUCCUCCCUCUUGACGCUGCAAAGACCGGCUGUAUUCCUAAAAAUGCCCUCCUUGGCUUCUCUCGCUUUGCCCCACCUGCUUGUUCUAGGAGCACAUAGAGGGAGAGAAGGGAAAGGCCAUAACCAAGUUCAGUCAACUGCACCAGUUCUUGGAGGAACAAGAGGACCUUCUGCUGGAGAAAAUGCAAGAGCUGGAGGAGGAGAUUGCAAGGAAAAGGGAGGAGCACCUGGACAGGCUCUCCAGGGACCUCAUACCCCUUGAAACUCUCAUCCUGGAGAUGGAAGCCAAGCUUCAGAGGCCAACCAGUGAAGUCCUGCAGGUGAGACUGGGAAACAAGCAAGCCAGACCCCUUUGCGGUGCAAGGCUGGCUCCAAAUCCUUGUGUAGGAAGUGAAAGGGGGCAGUUUAUAGAGCUGUAGCCAAGGCUGUAGCAGACCGGAGCAAGAAAAACAUGAGGGACAAUUUGUUCAUCGUAAUGCAGAGUAGAGACACCUGCUUCAAGUAGGAUGUUUUCUGCUCUUUGCUCAUGGUUGGUCGUCUAAUGGCUUCCAAUGGCUCAUUCCUGCCUCGCUUCUGAGCUUCCCAGAGGUUGCCAUUGACAAAGGGAGGCUACCCUGGGUGAAACUUUCCUGCUUCUUUUAAAGAGGUUGGUUUAUCUUCUGGGGCUGCAUAAUUUUAGUUGGGUGCUUAUACUUCAUCCUUCAGGGCAUGGGGUUGGGUGGGGAUUGUAGUCUGGUCUGGGGCAGGCACUGAGCUCCCUUUUUCUUUUUCUUUUUCUCUUUUCCUUGCAGAACAUUAGAAGCCUUUGGCAGAGGUAAGUGGAACCCAUGCAUAUCCUUCUAAACCCUUUUGUCUUUUUUUCUGGGAAUAAUCUGACCAGCAGGUUCUCAUAAGUCUCUUUGACCUCUAGGUUUUCACAGACAGAAAUGGGCCUUAAAGUUGAAACCUGCCCUACUUUCAUUCCCACAAUCAGUGUUCCUUCCCAUUCCUUACAGUAGAGACUCUCAACCUAUUUGGGUCCACAACUCCUUUGACCAACUACUGGGGGCCCAGUUAUGUCACCCCCUUGCCUGCAGAGCUGGCAGCCCCUCACCCCUUUUCGAACCCUCCCUUCUGGAGCGUUCCCUCAUCCUCCUCUCCCCUCUCCUUGGGAGCCCUCUGGGCAGCCACUACUGCCGCCCCUUGGUCUCUGAGCUGCCCUCCCUGCCCCAAAGAGAGGUGCCUCCUCACACUGCCCCACAGGGGCCGGGGUGUUAGGCUAUAGUUCCAUUCCACCUUUAGAACAGAUGUGUGGGUUGUUGUACAGUGGUACCUCAGGUUACAUAAGCUUAAGGUUACAUACGCUUCAGGUUACAGACUCCGCUAACCCAGAAAUAGUGCUUCAGGUUAAGAACUUUGCUUCAGGAUGAGAACAGAAAUCAGGCUCCGGCAGCACGGCAGCAGCAGGAGGCUCCAUUAGCUAAAGUGGUGCUUCAGGGUAAGAACAGUUUCAGGUUAAGUACGGACCUCUGGAACGAAUUAAGUACUUAACAUGAGGUACCACUGUAUGUCACAUGUCUGUUUACUUCCAGCACAGUCUGCUGGGAACUUCCGUUGUAUAUUGCUUUUGCUAUACUGCUGUUUGCUUGGACACAAAAGGAAGCAGACAUGUUUUUCCUUUGUUCCUGAUGCUGUAAAAAUGCUUACAUAGGCCUCUGUCCGCCUCUUCCGUUGCAGAGAGUUCUUAUCUUUGCCGGCUUGCGUGCUUAAGCUUCUGAAGGCUUCUGAGGCUUGAGUCACAGUUUUUGAUGCUGUUCACCCGGCUGCCGGCCGGUGGCUGGAGCCAGCUGGGGGCUGCCGAAUGCCCCCAACUCCCCGGACGCAUCCCAACACUGGGAAGCACCCCCUGGCCAGCCCCAGAGGCACCAUUUACCUGGGGAGCAUGCAGCCAGGGCUGUUGCAACAAACAGCCGUACAAGCCUUUGGGAGGUGGAGACAUGAGAGGGCAUCUGAGGAGGGAAGGAAGGAAAGAGGCCAUUGUUGCCCACGGCACCCCUGACCAUCAUUCAAAGCACCCCAGGGUGCCAUGGCACACUGGUUGAAAACCACUGCCUUAAAACAAUCUUUCUAUUCAGGGGUGAGCAAACUUUUUCAGCAAAGGCCGGUCCACUGUCCCUCAGACCUUGUGGGCGGCCAGACUAUAUUUUGGAAAAAAAUAUAUGAACAAAUUCCUAUGCCCCACAAGCAACCCAGAGAUGCAUUUUAAAUAAAAGGACACAUUCUACUCAUGUAAAAACAGCUGAUUCCCAAACCGUCCGCAGGUCGGAUUGAGAAGGCAAUUGGGCCACGUCCAGCCCCCGGGCCUUAGUUUGCCUACCCAUGUUUCGAUUCUUCCUCUUGCUGCUGUAGCAAAUCGGAUUGCCGUUCUCUAUCCCCACAUGGCAGUCUUCCACAGCUAAGACAGAAUUUCUAGCAGUUCUGUCUAGCAUCUCUUAAGUUUCCAUUUUGAAGAGUGACUGUUGUCACUUUCCUUGUGCCUGUGGUUUUAAACCAACCUCAGGGUAAACUCUGACAGGAAUUGAGAGGCCUCCAAACACAACCAACCAACCUCUGGACCCCUUAAUCUCAAUAAAAAUAAAUAUAAAUAAAAGGAUUUACUCAUACGAUGCUGACAAAAAAGACCUACACUAACCCUAUGCAACAGAAAGAACAAUACAGAAAGAAUAAGAAUCUCUCGCUCCUUUCUCUUUUUUCCCCAACUGCAAGAUUUCUACGACAACAGUGUCUCACUGUGUGUAAACGAAAUGUGAAAAAGACUCAGUGAAUGACAGUGUGUACAAGAGAUGUACUUUUCCCUAUUUGUUUGUUUUGUAAGACAAAUCUUUAAUAAAAACUUUUUUAAAGGGUGGGAUAAUAUCAAAGUUGAAAUACCAAACGUCAGAAGGUGUGUUAUACAGAGUUAUGCCAUUAAAACAAGAACUAGAAUAUAGCAGGCAUCCCUCUUCCUUCCAUUUAUUUUGUUUUAAUGCGGUCUAGGACUUUUUCCCCCUCCAAGUAAAUUUUUAUUAUUUUCUUUACAUAUUCUUUUCCCAACAAUCCUUAUUGUUACCAUAUGUUCCCUUUGACUCUGCCGAGUCUUGACUUCCCUAUCUCCCUGCAAUUGGUAUAUUUAUCCCAAUCUUAUCGCGCACAUUAUUCUUAUAUCACUACUGUUUUACACUGAAGGCAUUAUUCCAGUCCUGCUAGUGUCUUUACGUUUUUACAGUUCUCCUUUAAAUAUUCAAUAAAUUCACUCCAAUUGUAAUGCGGUCUAGGACUUUGGGCCGGAUGGAGGGCUGCUAACUUUUUUUUCUGGUUUUGUUUUCAGGUUUGAGGAGAGAGAGGCAUUUGAGACACCAGUGGUUUUUUCUGUUGCUUUGCACUGGAGGGCCUGGGAAUUCAGCGAUGUGAUCCCCUUUCUGGACCACGUCAUACAGGAAUUCAAAUGUAAGGGGAAACAGCUGCAAGGAUUUUGUGCUGGCUGUGAUUUUGGUCCAGGUCUGCGUGUGGCGAGGAGUAAAGUCCUUUCUAACGUUGCCGGGGCCAGGACAAUUGAGAAGGCAACCCUUGUCCAUUAGCGGAAUGGGCUCUGCUCAACAUUGCACCUGCAACCUCAGCCCAUAAUUUUUUUUCUUCAGAAUUGUUUUGAAAUAUUCUUCAGUUCAUAUUUCCAGUCAGCGUUCAAAGUGUGGUGCUGAAUCACUUUUCCUUUUUUUAAAAAAAUAAUAUUUAUUACUUUUCCAACAAUUUAAACAUUACAAAAAAAGAAUAUACAAUACAAUACAAAAACAAUACAUAACACUAACACAUUAAACAAACAAAACAAAACAAAACAAAAACAAUUUAAAACACAUCAAACAGUUUCAAUAUCUUAUCUUUCAUUCACUUAUUUCAGUGACCUCCUCACACCUCCCUUUUUGUAUUCCACUUCUGUUAAUUGUUUCAGCAAUUCCUUUCCAUCUUCCUCUGUUUUCUAUCCCUGAAUCUCUUUUCCUUUUCUUUCCCCAGACACCCUAACAUCUGAUCUGAAAUAUCUGCAGAAAGGUAAACUGUGAGGUUUGAUAAAGAACUUGCUUGCAUUUCGCUGCAGUUUGGUGGGACGGGGAUGGGGGACUCUGGAACCAUUAACAGACCAUUUAUGAGUAGUGGGGAAGUUAUGAUGGAGGAGUUUUCUGCCAACUCUUUAUUCCCCCAUCCCUGCUUUUAAAUAAGACUUUGAAUCAUAGUGACCAGCUAGAUGUCUCUCAGAAGCCCAGAAUCAGGGCAUGAAAGCAAUUUCCCUCCUCAGUUGCUACUCCUCAGCAUCCAGCUCUCAAAUGGUCAUUUCCGGCAAGUACCAUAUUUUUCGCUCUAUAAGACGCACCAGACCACAAGACGCACCUAGUUUUUGGAGAAGGAAAACAAGAAAAAAAUAUUCUGAAUCCCAGAAGCCAGAACAGCAAGAGGGAUCACUGCGCAGUGAAAGCAGCAAUCCCUCUUGCUGUUCUGGUUUCUGGGAUAGCUGCGCAGCCUGCAUUCACUCCAUAACGCGCACACACAUUUCCCCUUACUUUUUAGGAGGGAAAAGGUGAGUCUUAUAGAGCAAAAAAUACAGUAAAUAGCUCCUCCAGGUAGCCAGGCAAGGACUGUUCAUUGCAGCCUAACCUUCAGCAAUCAGCAGACAUACAGUGGUACCUCAGGUUACAUACGCUUCAGGUUACAGAUUCCACUAACCCAGAAAUUGUGCUUCAGGUUAAGAACUGUUUCAGGUUAAGUACGGACCUCCAGAACAAAUUAAGUACUUAACCUGAGGUACCACUGUACUGAAGAGUUUUUAAAACUUCAUGAAUAUUAAUAAAAGUAUAACAAUCUACCAUUUAAAAAAUUAUGUGCUUUACUAAAUCCCAUCUUUCAUUUGCUUCAAUGUGCAGUUUUGAGAUGAGAGUGCUGAUGCCCAAAAAACUAGUUGUGAAACAUACAAAAUACCAUAAUAAUAAUAAUAACAAGCAUCUAAAUGCAAGGCUCAGACCCUGGACUCAGCUACAUUAUUCAAAAUACAGCUAUUUGAAUGCACUAUAAACAUGCAAAACAAACCUUUCUAUAGCACUUUCACAUAGGGUUUAAACAUUUUUGUUCCAAUGAUUUCAUUUCUAACUUAUUUAUAGUGGGCUUUUUCCUGUGUGUCGAUCCACCCCAAUUGUCCCUUGCUGAAUCAAAACUAUUCUCAAACCAUACCAUACAACAGGUGUUCCCUGCUGGCUACUCACUUGCCUGUACUUAAGUGCCAUGAUGUAUUUAUUUUUUUACAGUAACAAUCCUGGGUUAUGGUUAACAGGAAGCUGUGUUUUCCUGCCCUACUACUAGAAAUCUUCUUGUUCAAAUGUGGGCAAAUUCCAGAAGAAAGAAGAGCAUCUCUAUCUUUAAUGUAACUUCUGGAUCAUUGUUCCCCAAACUUGAGUUUCCAUCUGUUAUUUUUUUGGACUACAAUUCCCAUAAUCCUUGACCACUGGUCUUGCUAGCUAUGGAUGAUGGGAGUUGUAGUCCAAAAGCAGCUGGAGACCCAAGUUUGGGAAACACUGGUCUCGAGUUUCUACUGAUUUUUAGGGUGGCAGGAAAGCAAUUCCUGGGAAGCUUCUAACCUGGGGGGUCUUGAUCCUUCUCCCAGUUUGGGAAUGUUGUGGGUCGCAGGAGGGACUAUAUGGAUUCAAUAUUAUCCUUCCUAACUCACCUUAGUGAGUUUAUUCAUACAGCAGAGUACAUUUCCCUCUUUACACAGCAGGAAGCUAGUUGCAGAUUCGUUAGAAUCUCUUAAGUUCUAUUAUUCCUGGUAAAGACCCCUUUGAUUCCCUCCUGAAAGAAUACAGACACAACAGUCUUCUUUUAAAAGUAAUAAGAAUUUUACUCACAUUCAGUUCACAGUUGGAUCCCUGAAGGCAGACUUUAGCUUAUAGUUAGAGACAGUGUGGCUUACGUCCUCGUAAGGAUGGGCCCAUGUGCUGCUGACUGAGAGGCAGCAGUGCAGUCCAUGAGGAGAAAAGGCAUCAAAAGAGGAAGGUGGCUGCGUGACUGGACCUUUUGUGGGGUCUGGAAGGGCCACGCCCACCUACCUGGUCACAUGCAAAGGAAGGAUGCUCCAGACCAGGUGUAACAGGAAGUUCAACUGGCUGGACCAACAUUCCCCUGCAUGUCCACUCUAGGCAAACAGGAAAUAAUAAUAAUAAUAAUAAUAAUAAUAAUAAUAAUAAUGUUGUUUAGUCGUUUAGUUGUGUCCGACUCUUCAUGACCCCAUGGACCAGAGCACGCCAGACACUCCUGUCUUCCACUGCCUCCCGCAGUUUGGUCAGACUCAUGCUGGUAGCUUCAAGAACACUGUCCAACCAUUUCAUCCUCUGUCGUCCCCUUCUCCUUCUGCCCUCCAUCUUUCCCAACAUCAGGGUCUUUUCCAGGGAGUCUUCUCUUCUCAUGAGGUGGCCAAAGUAUUGGAGCCUCAGCUUCAGGAUCUGUCCUUCCAGUGAGCACUCAGGGCUGAUUUCCUUCAGAAUGGAUAGGUUUGAUCUUCUUGCAGUCCAUGGGACUCUCAAGAGUCUCCUCCAGCACCAUAAUUCAAUAAUAAUAAUAAUAAUUUAUUAUUUAUACCCUGCCCACCUGGCUGUGUUUCUCCAGCCACUCUGGGCGGCUUCCAACAAAAUAUUAAAAUACAACAACCUAUUAAACAUUAAUAGCUUCCCUAAACAGGGCUGCCUUCAGAUGUCUUCUAAAAGUCUGGUAGUUGUUUUUCUCUUUGUCAUCUGGUGGGAGGGCGUUCCACAGGGCGGGUGCCACUACCGAGAAGGCCCUCUGACUGGUUCCCUGUAACUUGGCUUCUCGCAGCGAGGGAACUGCCAGAAGGCCCUCUGCGCUGGACUUCAGUGUCCAGGUAGAACUAUGGGGGUGGAGACGCUACUUCUGGUAUACUGGACCGAGGCCAUUUAGGGCUUUAAACCCUAAAUUUAAACCAACACUUUGAAUUGUGCUCAGAAACGUACUGGGAGCCAAUGAAGAUCUUUCAGGACCGGUGUGAUACGGUCUCGGCGGCCACUCCCAGUCACCAGUCUAGCUGCCGCAUUCUGGAUUAAUUGCAGUUUCCAAGUCACCUUCAAAGGUAGCCCCAUGUAGAGCGCAUUGCAGUAGUCCAAGCAGGAGAUAACUAGAGCAUGCACCACUCUGGCAAGACAGUCUCUGGGCAGGUAGGGUCUUAGCCAGCGUACCAGAUGGAGCUGGUAAACAGCUGCCCUGGACACAGAAUUGACCUGCACCUCCAUGGAUAGCUGUGAGUCCAGAAUAACUCCCAGGCUGCGCACCUGGUCCUUCAGGGGUACAGUUACCCCAUUCAGGACCAGGGAGUCCCCCACACCAGCCUGCCCCCUGUCCCCCAAGAGCAGUACUUCUGUCUUGUUGGGAUUCAACCUCAAUCCAUUAGCUGCUGUCCAUCCUCCAACCGCCUCCAGACACUCACACAGGACCUUCACCGCCUUCGCUGGUUCUGAUUUAAAGAUGCCCCAGACCAGGUGUAACAGGAAGUUCAACUGGCUGGACCAACAUUCCUCUGCAUGUCCACUCCAGGCAAACAGGAAAUGUUGUAUUUGACUGCUUAUGUUACCUCCCACACCCAGCUGGCUCUGAUUCUAUUCUCUUCCGCUUGUCUCCCCCUAACUCCGAUAGCAAGAGUGACUCUGGAUCCAGUCACAGCUCACCCCCAGCUCCUUCUGUCUGAGGACUGCCUGAGUGUGACGUGCGCCGAUGUUUGUCAAGAGGUGCCCGACCACCCGCAGAGAUUCAAACAACUGACUGCUGUGCUGGGACGAGAGGGGUUUAGAACAGGCAGGUUCACCUGGGAGGUCACUGUGGGGAAUGAGGGAGAAUGGGCUGUGGGGGUCGCCAAAAGUACCGUGAAGAGACAGGGCGCAUUUAGCUUUACGCCCAUGGAAGGGAUCUGGGCUAUGGGGAGGUGGGGAGGUCAGUACAGGGUCCUCCACGACCGUCAUUACCACCUGCCCCUAAAUGGGGAUCUGCGGAGGAUCCGAGUGACUCUGAACUGCACCGGGCAGCGAUUGGCCUUCUUCGACGCCGAGAGAGGAAAUGCUCUCGUUGGUUUCACGGAAGCUUCGUUCUGCGGAGAGCUGCUGCUGCCCUUCUUUUGGCUUCAGGAAAGGGCCAGCCUCACACUCUCUCCCUAGAGCAGGCAAGACAGAGCAGGCACCGAGAACAAAAAUAUUUCACACCUGACCAAUAGGUGCCUAUUACAAGGGGACGAGGCAAAAGGGGUAUUGUUUGUUUUCAAGUGACUUGAGAGAAACCCACGAAGCGUUUGGGUCACUUUCCGGAAAGAUUGGGAAGGAGGUCCACCUCAAAGGGGACCCAAAGGGGCGAAAUACUACUCUACAGGACAAAAUGGUCGCCUCUUCAACCAUUCCCAGGUAAUUCCCAAUAUGGAUCCCCACCAAAUUCAGCUUGGAUUUCUCAGUGCAAUUUAUAUGCCCCAAAGGCUGUCUUACUUGGGAAAGCAACUCCAAGAUUUUCUUUUGGUGGAGGGGUUGACUUUAAAACAACUGGGUGUGACUAUUACGAAAGCGGAAAUAUUCCAAUUUAUGUCGUUUUUUUCUGAAAAGAAUAGUUGUUUGUUCAGAGAAACUUCUUGCAUUAUAUUUUUUUAAAAGGGUAUUGUACUGGGGCACAUAAAUCCGUUUUUUGUUCUUGUGUUAAUGGUUUUUCUUGCUCUUGUAUAUCUCUUAAGAAACAGACCAGCCCCAGUUGUGUAUGUAUGUUCAGCUCUUUAUAGAAAAGAAGGUGUUCUUCCUUUCCACUAUAAAUGUAUUUAUACUGGUCGUAUAAAAAAAAAAAUAGCACAACCAAACCAUGCUAAAAUAAAAUGGCAUAAAAGUUACAGAGCA
Podarcis lilfordi (Lilford's wall lizard) is the source of this 16835-nucleotide messenger RNA. NCBI's taxonomy places the organism in Eukaryota, Metazoa, Chordata, Lepidosauria, Squamata, Lacertidae. The record is from the annotation of a GenBank genome assembly.